This is a messenger RNA of Hyla sarda, 1882 nucleotides long. RefSeq names its product oocyte zinc finger protein XlCOF22-like. The record is from RefSeq and is a predicted model, not a curated record. Bases 124 to 1749 code for a protein of 541 amino acids. The transcript is spliced from 3 exons. NCBI's taxonomy places the organism in Eukaryota, Metazoa, Chordata, Amphibia, Anura, Hylidae.
CACCAGAGAGGUGUCCCCGUCCUCUUAAUGAGCAGAAUGUGAAGGUCAUUACUACUGGGAAUGAUCUGAUCUAUAUUAAUGCUACAGACAUAAAGGAAGAAGAAGAGACAGAUGUGAGCGGUGAUGAGCAGUAUAAGGAGGACAUUACUACAGGUAACCACCCAGAUUCUUGUAGCAGGAGAUCAGAGGAGAAUCUUAUAUCUUCAGAUUAUAAAGCAGAUGAUGAUGUCACACAAGAUACAUAUGAAGAACAUUCCAUUAUCCCAGAUACACCCUCAGCCCUUCACAGCCAAGAUCUGUCAUCUCAUCCUUAUAUACAGGUCCUGUCUUCUCACUCAUCACAGGAUGUUCAGCAAAAAGAAGGUCACAGAAGGUCAACAAGCUCAUACAGAAAAGAAACAAUAUUCAUGCUCAGAAUGUGGGAAAUGUUUUACUUUUAAAUCAUGUCUAGUUGUACAUCGAAGAACUCACACAGGAGAGAAGCCAUUUUCAUGUUCAGAAUGUGGGAAAUGUUUUACUCAGCAAUCAAGUCUUGUUGUGCAUCAAAGAACUCAUACAGGGGAGAAGCCAUUUUCAUGUGCAGAGUGUGGGAAAUGUUUUACUAAGAAAUCAAGUCUUGUUAAUCAUCAAAAAACUCACACAGGGGAGAAGCCUUUUUCAUGUGCAGAGUGUGGAAAAUGUUUUACUGAGAAAUCAAAUCUUGUCAGUCAUCAAAGAACUCACACAGGGGAGAAGCCAUUUUCAUGUGCAGAAUGUGGGAAAUGUUUUAAUGUGAAAUCAAGUCUUGUUAAUCAUCAAAGAACUCACACAGGGGAGAAGCCAUUUUCAUGUGCAGAGUGUGGGAAAUGUUUUACUGAGAAAUCAAAUCUUGUUAAUCAUCAAAGAACUCACACAGGGGAGAAGCCAUUUUCAUGUGCAGAAUGUGGGAAAUGUUUUACUCAGCAACCACAUCUUAUUAAACAUCAAAUAGCUCACAAUGAUUUUUGUACCAGGAGAUCAGAGGAGAAUCUUAUAUCUUCAGAUUAUAAAGCAGAUGAUGAUAUCACACAAGAUACAUAUGAAGAACAUUCCAUUAUCCCAGAUACACCCUCAGCCCUUCACAGCCAAGAUCUGUCAUCUCAUCCUUAUAUACAGGUCCUGUCUUCUCAGUCAUCACAGGAUGUUAAAAAAAAUAAAGGUCACAGAAGGGGUGUUAGACAUCACCGAGCUCAUACAGGAAAGAAACCAUAUUCAUGCUCAGAAUGUGGGAAAUGUUUUACUAAGAAAUCACAUCUUGUUCAACAUCGAAGAACUCACACAGGGGAGAAACCAUUUUCAUGUUUAGAAUGCGGAAAAUGUUUUACUGACAAAUCAGAUCUUGUUAAACAUCAAAGAACUCACACAGGGGAGAAGCUGUUUUCAUGCUCAGAAUGUGGAAAAUAUUUUACUCAGCAAUCACAUCUGCUUAAGCAUCACAGAACUCACAAAGUAGAGAAGCCAUUUUCAUGUUCAGAAUGUGGAAAAUGUUUCACUGAGAAAUCAAUUCUUGUUCAACAUCAAAAAGAUCACACAGGGGGAAAUCAAGUCUUGUUAAACAGAAGCGAACUCACACAGGGGAGAAACCAUAUUCAUGUUCAGUGUGUGGGAAAUGUUUUUCUGACAAAUCAAAUCUGGUUAAACAUGAAAGAACUCAUACAGGGGAGAAGCCAUUUUCAUGUUCAGAAUGUGGAAAAUGUUUUAAUGACAUAUCAAGUUUUGUUAUACAUAUAAAAAUUCACACAGAGGAGAAGCCAUUUUUCUGUGCAGAGUGUGGGAAAGGUUUUAUUGAGAAAUCAAAUCUUGUUCAACAUCAAAGAACUCACACAGGGGUGAAGCCAUUUUCAUGUGCAGAGUGUGGGAAAUG